This is a messenger RNA of Dictyostelium discoideum AX4, 948 nucleotides long. RefSeq lists its product as hypothetical. NCBI's taxonomy places the organism in Eukaryota, Evosea, Eumycetozoa, Dictyosteliales, Dictyosteliaceae. Gene Ontology annotation, molecular function: intramolecular lyase activity. The transcript has 2 exons. The record is from RefSeq and is a predicted model, not a curated record. Bases 1 to 948 code for a protein of 315 amino acids.
AUGAAUUCAUUGAUAAAAUCAUCAAAUAAUAUAUUUAGAAAUGUUUUAAAUAAAAGACAAAUUAUUAAUAAUAGAGUAUCAUAUAGAUUCUAUUCAUCAUCAAAUAAUUAUCAAAAUUUUAACAAUAAUAAUAAUAAUAAUAAUAAUAAUCAAAAUAAUCAAAAUAAUAAUAAUAAAAAUUACUUUAAAGAUUUUAUGGCAGUUGGAAUAGUUGGAGGACUUUCAUUAGCUAUACCAUCAAUUGCAUUUUGUGUUGAAUGUUUUGAAGAAGAUGAUGAAUUCAUCACUCAAAUUAAAACUGGUUUUAAAUUUCCAAAGAUUUUAAGUACUGAAUAUCCAUUCAAUCUUGUUAAUAUCGGUAGUAGAAAACUAUCAUUCAUAAAUAUGAAUGUUUAUUCAAUUGGAUUUUAUAUUAAUAAAGAUAAUGCAAAGAAUAAAUUAAAUGAACAUUAUUCAAAUCAAAGUAAAGAAGAUUUUUGUAUGAAUAAAGUAGAGAUUGCACAAGAUAUUUUAGAUAAAGGUAUUGGUGUAACAAUAAAGAUUAGACCAACUAGAAAAGUGAAUUGGGGUCAUAUUUAUGGCGGUUUUCAAAGAAGUUUAAUCAUUAUGUUAUUAAAGAAAUAUGAUAUGCCAUUGGACGAAAUCGAAGUAUUGAUGAAUCAACUUAAAUCAACUUUGAAAUCCACUCAAGAGAUCUCAACAACUGAAUCAAUUGAUUUCAUAAAGAAUGAUGGUUUAGAUCCAUCUUUAAUCAUUUUAUUCAAUAAUAAACAAGUUUUAGAAAUUAAAGAUAAACGUUUAGCAAAUUGUUUCUUUGAUUUCUAUUUAGGUGAUAAUACUAAAACUCCUGAAGCUAGAAAUCAAUUCUUUGAAAAUCUUUGGUCAAUCUUUAAUCAUGAUCAAAAUUUAAAAAAUAAUAUUCAUCAUACUUUAACAAAUCCAAUUUAA